Messenger RNA from Postia placenta MAD-698-R-SB12, 680 nucleotides. RefSeq lists its product as hypothetical. Bases 259 to 597 code for a protein of 112 amino acids. The record is from RefSeq and is a predicted model, not a curated record. NCBI's taxonomy places the organism in Eukaryota, Fungi, Basidiomycota, Agaricomycetes, Polyporales, Adustoporiaceae. The transcript has 4 exons.
AGAUCCCCAUGGAAUUUGCGUCCACGCUCAGAGACAUUGACGAUCGCCGAUUGAUGGUGCCGGCAAUGCCCAAUGAGACUCGUGAAUCGUUCUGAUGCGGGCGGAAAAGGCCCGAAACCGUGUAGGCGGUGCUCAUGCGCACGACGGCCCGCUUUGCUGGCUGGUGGUGCUCACACGCCUAUCCAAAUACGAUUGCCGACCUGUACCAGACCUAUCCUUCGACCCGAGGCCUCUUGAUCGGGUAUCGGCACCCCACAUAUGAGUUCUCACGCCCCAUCCUGGACACCUGUUCUUCAUGGCGAGCGCGAUGCUCACGGGCGCUCAAUAAUCUUCAGGGGUAGCAUACCCGAUCAGGCAAGUGCUGGCAUCGGUGCGCAAAACGUUACUAGACUCCGGGAUUGUCGGGGUGGUACGAAUGAAAAUUUCCAUUCUUCUCACGCUACUGAGCCAAAAGGCCGUGAAGAAAUCAUGAAAUAUAACUGCUUGGAGCGCUCUAGUACAGGUCGGCAACCGCACCCAAGGGCCUGGAGCGUUCGUGAGGAAACAAGGGGACGUAGCAACUCGACAAGGCAUCAAAAGACAUUUGGCAGCCAAUAAAUGGCCAGUUGCGAGGGAAGUUGCAAAAACUGGGUGCCGCUGCAAACCGGUGUUCCCAUCAGCCUUUUCAGCGGGGAAGUUGU